GUUUUGGAAUACAAGAAAUUGAAUUAAUUUUGUUAAAACGUGUGUUGGAGUUUGCAUUGCAAUGACGAAAUACAUCCAGCAAAUAGAAGUCAUUGAUGCUGAAAAAAGACGAAUACCAAGCAAACAUUAUGUGUAUGUCAUCCUUGUCACAUGGUCUGAUGGCUCUACACUCACUGUUUACAGGCGCUACAGCCGUUUCUUUGACUUGCAGACAAAUUUACUGGACAAGUACCCAAUUGAAGGUGGGCUAGUCGACCCAGCAAAGAGAGUUAUACCAUUUUUACCAGGUAAAAUAUUUUUUGGUAGAAGCCAAAUUAAAGAUGUUGCAAUGAAACGUUUGAAAGAAAUUAAUUUAUAUUGCAAGAAUCUAAUCACACUUGAGCCAAAAAUCUCUCAGUCUGAUAUUGUAAAAGAGUUUUUUGAGGUGGAGCCAGAGGAUUUAGACCCCCCACCCUCCUGUACGGAUGAUGGGAAAAGAAAAUUAUCACUUACUUUUUCAUUAACUAAUCUGAGUAAGCUGAAGGUAGGCAAGGAGAAGCAGGUGGGUGACAUUUCCAAACCCAAACGUAUGCAGUGUUACCUGGCCAUUGCGGACUACACAGCCCAGGCUUCAGGGGAGAUCAGUCUAGAGGCUGGGACAAGGGUGGAGGUGGUGGAGAAGAGUGAAAAUGGAUGGUGGUUUGUCAACUCUGAAGAUGAACAAGGCUGGGUACCAAGCACUUACUUGGAACCAGAAGAUGGCGGAGGCUCUAGUGCACAUAAAGGUCCUAUGGCAGAGCCAGGAAAAGAGGAGAACUUUAUAUGCAUAGAGGAAUAUAAAGCCUGUAAUUCAGAUGAGGUGAGCCUAGAGAAAGGUGUUGUGGUACAAGUCAUACAGAAGAACAUGGAUGGCUGGUGGCUAGUCAGGUAUAAAGGUAAAGAAGGGUACGCUCCUGGCACCGUUCUGAAAAAGGCUAGCAAUGCCUACACUGUGUCAUUGGUGGAGAAGUCCAGAAUGAGUGGUGUAGAGAUUAUCAGCAGUUUACAGGAUGUCAGCAACCUUCUGAACCAGAACAUCAAAUCCGAGACUGGCAAGUCAGGCCCUGCAGGAAGAAAUUCACCACAGCCUGACAGUAAGGCAGCCCAGUCCAACAGGCCUUCUGUUGUUUUAAAACAAAGAUCUCUAGAGAGGGGAGGUUCUCUCGUCCCCCCUCCCCGCCAGAGCUCUGUGCAGAAAAUGGAACUACCAACAACCGUCAGCAAAUCCAACAUCUACGUAACAGCCGAGGAUUUUACAGAUGGUGUUGGUGAUGGCCUCACUUUUAAGAAGGGCCAGAGAGUUGAGGUGACAGAGAAGACACCAACUGGCUGGUGGUUUGUGAAAAUGGGAGCGGAAGAAGGCUGGGUGCCAUCAUCUUAUCUGGAACCUCUGUCAGAGGGAAACCAGUCAGGAUAUGAGCAGGCAACAGAUGAAACAGAUAGCUCACAGAAUUAUGUUGAUUACUAUGAGGAUGAAGACUGGUAUGAACAGCCUGAAGAUCCAGAGGAAGUGGAGCAAGUUAAACAGUCCGACCCAUCAGGGAAAACAGCAUCAAGGCCCCUCCCACUGCCACCUGGGAAAAAACCAGACGUCCCCAGUCCCCCUGUGAAACCAGGUGAAAAAAUUCAAGACCAGCCCGUCAAAGCCGGGUUUAAACUUCCUGACCCGCCUGCAAAGCCUGGUGCCAAAACUCCAAAUCUGCCUGUGAAGCCAGGUCCCAAGAUUCCAGAUCCACCUGCUAAACCAGGUGCUAAAACUCCAGAACUGCCUUCUAAACCAGCUGCCAAGCCAUCAGAUUCAUCCGUCAAGGCUGGCGCCAAAAUGUUUGAGCCUCCUGGCAAAUUUCCUGAAACAUCGCUCAAGCCUGUUUCUCUGAAGCCCGUGGAGACAAACAAACCUGACGUGACUAACAAACAGCAGGGAGGGAACUCAGCUCCCUCUUCUCUAGGUUUUGCAGCAGAUCUAAAGGCUAAAUUUGAGGCUCGGUCAGGGAGCAACGCAGAUUCCAAAACCCCUGUACAGGGAGAUAAUUCAAAUUCAUCAAAAAAUGUGUUUACAGGUGCCCCUCUUGUACCUAAAUCCAAACCUGUUGUUCCUGGUAAGACAGACGGAGGUUCUCUCCCUGGGGGUAACCAGCCCACACCAAAACCACCCCCUCCUGCUAAAUUAAAACCAGUUGGGGGCAACAUCCCAGUGCCAGCCAAACCCUCCAUCACCCCCAAAACAUCCGUUACACCAUCACCCAAGCCUGCUCUUCCCACAAACCCACCUAAAAUUGGAGCCAAAUUUGAACUUAACAACAACACACCAGGUCCUACUAAAUCUUCAUCAUCUGAUCAAGGCAACGUUCAACAUAAAUCCGCACUAUUCAGCCCCGCUAAUUUAAAGCCUGCUACGGUUGAAAAACCCCAGCUGCCCAGCAAACUAAAACCGGUUGCCAUGAAUAGUUCCAACCCCCCUAACCGGCAACAAACUGAGGAUCUUAAAUCUAGUCAGGGUGUUUCCAACCUGGCCAACAGCUUAAGUGGCAAGUUAAACUUUGGCCAGAAGCCUCCAGUGAGUAGAGCAGAGGCAGGGGAAACAACACACCCGGAGCCAUUGAAGAAACCUGUCGUAACCCCUGCUGUUCCUGAAUCUCCUUUAGCCAAGACGUAUGUGGCUAUAAGCAGUUUUACAGCAGAAAAUGACGGAGAGCUGGGGUUCAGUGAGGGAGAUGAGGUGGAGGUGUUAGAGGUGCAAGGUGACUGGACCCGCAUCCGAUUCUGGGAUGAGGAAGGUUGGGCACCCACGGAUUACUUGCAAAAACUUUAACUUAUAGUUUGGCAGUUAUAUGAUUCAAUUGGAUUUUUAGUGUUAAAUUGUUUGGAAGUUUUUAUCUGUGCAACUGAUUUAAAAACAGUGGUAAAACAUUUUAAAUUUUUUAUCAUUAACAAGUGCCAGUAUAGCACCAUCUGUUAUUUUAUACUUCAUAACAUUAGAUAAGUUAUAUUAACUAAUGUUAGUGAUGAUUUUAUUAUAACUAAAUCCUCUUGUUAGUCAAAAUUUGUUAGCAAUCAAAUUACAGCACUAAAUCUUUUAAAUGUAAAGUCAGCUGUUCCGGAUUAUAAAAUUACAUUCCUGUGUGACCUGUUUCUUGUAUGCGACAUUUUGUUUUUAAUUAUUAAGUUAAUGACAAUAAAUCCAUCCAUUCAAUUUGAUAAUACAGUGUAAUCUUAAGUUAAACUGCAGCUUCAUGUUUUUUUAAAGUAAAAAUAUAAUUCUUAUACUUGUAAAAUAUUUACCUAUAAUAAUGACAUUUUAACAUGUUCUCAAAAUCAAACCUCCAUCAUAUAUAAAGAAUUAGUUUUACUAUUACUGUUGUAGUUAUUUGUAAAUUAUUGUGUAUCAUUUUAAUCACUCAAAUCAUCAAUCAAUUAGCUAUCAACCUUGCCAGCAACAUAUUUCUCUAGUCCUUCAUGAAAAUUAAUUAUUUUGUACAUAAAAAUUAUUACCCUAUGUUAUCUUCUUUACUAUUUAAUUGUGAUCAAAUUUCAAUGGGAUUUUCUUACUUUUAAUUUUGUGAAGAUCAUUUACACCAUGUUGUGAUGCUUUUUUGUGUUAUAUAUAAGACGCUUUAACUUUGCUUGCUUUUAUUGCAUUGAUAAAUAACAAAAACUAUUUCAAGUAACUACCAGUUACUGAAUAACAUUGAUAAAAUGUUUCAUGAAUAUACAUACUAGCAUUUGUAUAAUCUGUAGUCUUACUUGAUUCAAAUGUUAUACAUGAAAGAUUAGUUCAUAUAUUUCAUUCUGCUUUUACACAUAUUGAAUGUUUAAUUAUGAUAUAUUUUAUAUUUAUAUGAUAUAUGUAGACUUUAUUUAUGUUGAUGGAAUGGUUUAUUUCGGUGUUCAAAAUUUUUUACCAGAUAUGGUAAUAUUGGUUUGUUUGGUUUUACACUUUUCUUUUUUUUGUUUUUCUAAAUAGAGCUUUAAAAGUUUACAAAUAAAUGAAAAUAUUUUAUUAAUCUAUAAAAUAACAUUUUCAAUUUUGUUUUACAUACUACUUUAAGCUGGAUUUAAUACACAGAUUUCAAAUUCAAAUUGUUCCAAAAGUAUGAAAUGUAAAAUAAAUAAAACAAAAAAGAAUGAAUCAGAUUUUAAUUUUAUAAAGGAAGCACAAGCCAAAGGUCAGUGUCUUGUUAUAAUAAAUUGUUUAUAAUUGUUAGGAUUGCACCCUUAUUUGCAUAAUCAAAAUUUUGAAACCCAUGAGUUAAUAAGCGAUGUGAAUUUUUUUUAGUCAGUAAAAUGUUUAACCGUCUUUGACACUACUGCCUCUCAAAAUUUUUAUAGAAAUUAAACUACAUAUAAUUUAAUAUUGGGCAAUGUGAGGAAUUUUAUUUUGAUUCAUGAUAAAUUCAAUUCUUGGCAGAAUUACAUUUUUAGACUAAUAUUUCUUUUCAUUGUUUCUUGUGAUAUAGGAGUAUUUUAAGAGCAAAUUGUUGUAGUUGAAUUUUGCAGGUUUUAAAUUGUUACAACUCAAGAAAUGUUUGUACUCUUAAAGCUUAUACUAUACUAUACCUCUCUAUGUUCAAAGGUGAAUAAAGUGCUAUUGAUUACCUGAUUAAAGCUUGCAGUCCCAAUAUGUUUUAGGAUACUGCUUAGUACUGAUGGUAUUUUUAAUAUGUAAGCCUUAUUUUUUCAGUGAUAUACUUCUUGUAUUAUCCUUAUUUUAUCAACAACAAGAAAUCAUUCCUAGAAAAAGUAGCCUAUAAAUGUUAUAUUUAAAAUUAAUUAUCAAAAUUAUCUGUCGUGUUAGAAAUACAUGGUAUCUAUAAACAAUUAAUAAAAAUUACCUUUUUUCAUUGUAAUUAAAUUUCUAUAUUGUGAUUACAUCAGCUUUAUAUUCUCAUGUUUUUGUUACAUAAUGUUGCCUUACCUGAUCAAUCUUUCAAGGCUUUUAUUCCAACUUUUGAAUCAUUUACCAUUUAGUUAAUAUAUUGUUUCAAAAUGAAUUAUUUUUGAGUAUGUAAUUUAUCUGUUAAUAAAAGAUUUAUU
Physella acuta is the source of this 5052-nucleotide messenger RNA. RefSeq names its product SH3 and PX domain-containing protein 2A. Gene Ontology annotation, cellular component: cytoplasm. The record is from RefSeq and is a predicted model, not a curated record. Gene Ontology annotation, molecular function: phosphatidylinositol binding; protein binding. NCBI's taxonomy places the organism in Eukaryota, Metazoa, Mollusca, Gastropoda, Physidae.